Molecule: messenger RNA, 1521 nt
Organism: Chrysochloris asiatica (Cape golden mole)
Lineage: Eukaryota; Metazoa; Chordata; Mammalia; Afrosoricida; Chrysochloridae
Gene: CUNH9orf50
Product: chromosome unknown open reading frame, human C9orf50
Exons: 8
Coding region: 1-1521 (506 amino acids)
Source: RefSeq, a predicted model, not a curated record
AUGCUCCAGAGUCGCCUCAAGUCGGGGGCCCAGGAGGUGGCGCCCAAGGGUUUUCCCGGGAAUGGAAAUUUCCGCAUGAGGAGAUACCCGCUGCAGCCCUGGCUGACCCAACCCGAGCUCCGAGUCGCCUCUCCACAGGCUGGCGUGGGGGGCUCAAGGGGCCCGAGUAGCCCUGGGGUUGUUGCCCCGUGGUGGCAGAUCCCCAGGCACGGGCUCCUGGAUAUACUGGUGCGCCAGGCCACAGAGCCUGGGGUGGAUAUCAGGGCACCGCGCUUGCCUGCCCUGCCCACGGUGGUCCAGCGGAUGGCGCAGAAUCCGGCAGCGCUGAGCUCCCGGUUGCUGCCACCCCUGUUCUCCGCCGUACCAUCAACAUUCCGGCGUCCAGCGCCUGUACAUAGGGAGGACCACCGGAGGGGCUUGGCCAGGGAGGCUCCGAAUGCCUUGGGUGCCCUGCUACGAGAGUUCCUCCCCAGCAGGUUCCGUGAGUUCCUGUGCCACCUCCUGUCGGCGAGUGACGAACAGCAGUGGAAGGAACAGACAUCCUCAGAAUUGCAACACCAAGUGGGUUUAUCAGAGCACAGUCCAGGUUCUCCUCAGUGUUCUAACUUCUCAUUCCUCCCAGACCUAGGGGGCCAACCACCAUUCUUCCGGAAGCUGCCUUUGUCCACAGAAAGUCUUAAGAUUUUGCUCCAUCAGAUAACUGACCUGGGGUCCUUGAAGAAAGAUUGCUCACAUUUCUCUAUGGUCAGGAAGACCAACCACAGGCCCCACAGUGCUCAGACCUCCAGGCUCAAGGCUGUGCUCACUCAUAGCACCUCAGGGGAAGGAUCUGGGCUCCGCAAGAGAUGCUGCCCUUUCCGAGUGCGAUUCGCUGACGAGACCCUUCGGGACACAGCACUCCGCUACUGGGAGCGAAGCUGUGCAAUCCGGCAGAGCGUCCUUGACAGCGGGCCAGCCCCUCAGCCUGUGGUGUCGGAGCAGAUGUUCCACAGUGUCGGGAGAUGGCUGGAGAGUUUGCCCAAAGCCAUGUGCCCUGGGGCCAGGCAGGAGAAAGCCACCACCACCAGCUCUUCCUGGAGCUGGGACUGCCCUAGCCUGCCCACCCUGGAGCCACAGGGCCAUCUCCCUGAGAAGGCCUCCAAGAACAGCAGCCUGCCCCGCAUUCCCAGGGUGACCAUUCAGAGGCAGCUGGGGGACCUCACAACCCACCUGGAUGUCCACAGCAUCCUGAAGCAGGUGGGCAAACUGCCCCGUACCUGGAACCAGAAAUUGGAGUCCUUCCUGCCCAGUUUGGUGCUGCAGUGCAUGCUGAAGCGAGGCCGCCCUAAAGGUUACCAGCUCCUUCUGCCCUCGGAAACACUGCCUCGCGUUCAGAGAGCCGCUGAGGACUCGCGUCCUGCCGCCAGCUACAACGCUGCGCGGUAUCCACGAGAGGGCAGUGUUGGCCUGACUUUGGCACCGCCCGACGCGGCCGAAACUUCUCAGCCUCUAGCUAAAAGGUUGGAAACUUUUCUCCCUUAG